Molecule: messenger RNA, 2110 nt
Organism: Anoplophora glabripennis (Asian longhorned beetle)
Lineage: Eukaryota; Metazoa; Arthropoda; Insecta; Coleoptera; Cerambycidae
Exons: 2
Coding region: 86-1471 (461 amino acids)
Source: RefSeq, a predicted model, not a curated record
AAUUAGAUCAAGUAAGAGACUUACAUUCAGUUGCUAAGUGAAAAUCAUAAGUAAAGUGUUGACAGGAAUGAUAUAGAACUAAAGAAUGAAAGGAAUAGCAGUCUUUCUACCGCUACUGGUGGUGGUGCCAAGUUAUCUUAGUGACAACAGCGAAGAGAUAGAGGAACAAAAUUACUACAUAUACAAUGUUACGUCCUAUUAUUGCAUUCACAACAAACCAGGCGUUUUCCGCUGUGGGAAAUACAACAAAUUUGUGAAAGACGUUGAUGAAAAUUAUAUAAUUUUAAAGAACAGUGCCCUAAAUUCGUGCUCUACAGUUAAAAAGGACUUGCGUAACGUUAGGGACAUUGAACAAGUAAAUGUCACGUUUUGUGAAUCAUCGGAACAGAUCGACUCACUGGAAAACACUAUCACAAUUUCAGUACACGAUAUCUCUUGCCGAUACACCUACGAAAAAUUCAGUAAUGGAAAUUUCGAUCUGUGGGUCACUGAUAGUUGUCUUGAAUCUUUCCAGAUUGAGAAGAAAAAAAAAAAACGAGAAAGUGUAAAAGACGAAUCGAAAACUACCUGCAAAAAUUUUACUUCACCUUUAAAGUUUUCAAGUGUUGAUGCGUGCGAAAUUGUUGAACCCUUGAUAAAUUCCACACUAAAAUAUUAUAUUUUGAAUGAUACAAGGAACAUUAAACAAGAUUCAAACAGACCAGAAUCCUGGUACAUUUAUAAAAACAUGCUAGGGUUCACAGUUUAUUACGACGUUCACAAGCAUGAUCCAACCUGUACGACUGAUCAACAAUAUGGACGCCUUUUAUACAAGUGCAAGUGUAAUAUGAUACCUAAUCAGAAUCAGAUCUGCAAUGCGACUCUCAUAUAUGGCUUAAGAAUUAGUAAGGUAUACAACACUAACAAUAAGUUUAGUCACGUUGCGAAAUUUUUGAACAGCACAAACAGAUGCAGUUAUACACAAAAAUUGGAUGAAGGGUAUGAAAAAAAGGACAACACCGCUCUUGUCAUUGUGACCAGGAAGUACGGUGAGUUAAUUUUACAAACGAACGAAGAACUGUGUGGUAAAAAUAUCUGGUUAAGCAAAAAUGGGUUUAUAGUUUCCAAAACAAUGUUGGACACUUUAGAACCCGACUUUGAUACAGCGGUGGGAUAUGAUCACACAGGCGACGAUUUGGAGAAAAUUGUGUCCGCGCAAGAGAAACAAAUUAGCGACAUCAAAGCCUUGUUGUUUUAUUUAACAAUCCUUCUGAUAGUCUGUGUUUUAUGGUACGUUUUCAACACGUGCAUAAAUUUAUUCUCCUUAAGGAAGCUUAGACGAAGGAUUGCCAAGAACAAGUUGUACCUCAUGAACUGCGUAUCUCAGAGUUUGACGAGCCGUUAUCUGUACUUCAAUUCUGGAGACAACUUAAACAAUGAAGUAGUUAAAGUGCCGAAAAACGAUGAACUGUACGAGUACAUAGAAAAUUAAUGAUGUAAUCGUUACAAUUAUGCGUAUUUAUUUGAGGAAAUAGUGAAAAACAAGCAGGGUGUGCCUUUAUUAAACAUACUAACUUUUACUGUUGAUAGAGGACUUCAGUGUGAAUAAAUUUUUUUUUAAACUAUUUUCGUGAUAUCUAGUCAGUAUAAAUACUAAUGCAACUAAGCUGGCUAUGUCUUAUGACGACAUAAUGAGAUAAAGUCCUUUAAAAAUAUCGUACAGACGAUUCACUACGACCACCAGUGGUGUGGUAGUCAGUGCCCUUUUUUUAAAUAGAAUUGCUACGCCUAGCAAUUCUAAACGAAAAACUGUUAAGUGAUAAGUUCGAAUAUGUCGAAGAACAUGAAAGUGAAAAUGAAGUGUUUAAAACCAACUUUUGUUCAAAUAAACACUCAAAAAAAUACGGUAUUCAUAAAUUUCACUGUAUGUGUAAAUUAUUGAUCAAGUGUUAUUGUUUAUGUAGGAGUGAAAUUUAAUAAUUAACUUUAAAAUUUAUUUUUUCAAAUGUCAUAAUUUUUAGUUUAUAUGUAUAUACUUUUUCUCAAGCCGUAAACUUGCGUAAAAUAAUAUUUUCAGCAUUAAAAAUUUUUUCGUAUACAUGAAUUAACUCUAAACUCAGUCUUCAUAACU